AGAGCUCCUGCUCACACCGUGUUCAACCGCAGACCACCAACAACUAGACCUGCUCAAGUAAUCAUGGCCAAGCGUGUUGCAGUUAUUCUGGCAGGCUGUGGAGUCUACGAUGGCACAGAGAUCCACGAGGCUUCAGCCAUCCUCGUCCAUCUGAGUCGAGCUGGAGCAAAAGUGCAGAUGUUUGCUCCAGAUGCAGAUCAGAUGCAUGUUGUGAACCACUGUGAGGGGAAACCCACUGAGGAGAAGAGGAACAUCCUGCAGGAAAGUGCCCGAAUCGCCAGAGGUGACGUGACAGAUCUGGCCAAGUUAGACGUCUCAGCCUUCGAUGCUGCCAUCUUACCAGGUGGGUUUGGCGUGGCUAAGAACCUUAGUGACUGGGCUGUGAAGAGCACGGACUGCACCGUCCUGCCACAUCUAGAGAAGACCAUCAAGGCAUUCCACAAAGCUGGAAAACCUCUGGGCAUGUGCUGCAUCUCCCCAGUGCUGGCUGCAAAGAUGCUGCCUGGCUGUGAGCUCACUGUGGGGCAGGACAAAGAGAGUGACAAGUGGCCGUACGCUCAGACAGCCGGCGCUGUGAAGAAGAUGGGCUGCAAACAUGUGAACAAAGACGUGGAGGAAGCUCACGUUGAUGUCAAAAAUAAGCUGGUGACCACCUGCGCCUUCAUGUGCAACGCUCCCAUUCACAAAGUGUUCGAUGGAAUUGGUGUCAUGGUUAAAGAGACUCUCAAACUGGC
Molecule: messenger RNA, 734 nt
Organism: Nematolebias whitei (Rio pearlfish)
Lineage: Eukaryota; Metazoa; Chordata; Actinopteri; Cyprinodontiformes; Rivulidae
Source: RefSeq, a predicted model, not a curated record